Aspergillus mulundensis is the source of this 414-nucleotide messenger RNA. RefSeq lists its product as uncharacterized. The record is from RefSeq and is a predicted model, not a curated record. The coding region runs from base 1 to 414 and encodes 137 amino acids. The transcript is spliced from 2 exons. NCBI's taxonomy places the organism in Eukaryota, Fungi, Ascomycota, Eurotiomycetes, Eurotiales, Aspergillaceae.
AUGUCUUCAUCAAACAUGCCCUCCUGCAUUACCAACGACUACCCCUUCCCCCUCGAAAGCCUGCACGUCUGGAUCGUGCGUCUCGGAGACGCCAUCUACGAGAUCCAUACCGGGUGUGAGAAAAUGGGAGGCUGCACCCUCAAGCCCGACAUGGUAAAAGCACUAGCCUCCUACUUUAAAUACGCAGAUGAGAAGCACAACGGAACGACGGACUGGUGCAAGUAUGAGGAGUUCGCGUCCGCCCUGGCCAAAAUCCACGCGAACGCCAACGACUCCUGCCAAGAAACAAGCAUCACCUUGGAGCGCUAUGAGGUAAUCAUGCUGUCUACUUUCUUCCGUAAUGAGAAGGCGUGGUCGAUGAAACUGCCCGGGCGACAAUCCAAGCUAACGACUGCUGUCAAGGAACAAGCAUGA